GAGCGUACACAGAGUAGCACAUGGGACCAUGAUGUUGACCUUACCCUGAGAACAACUCUGGCGUAGCCGUAGAUAGAUGUCCCAUUCCAUGUUCCAAUCGAAACAAACAAUUAAAUUCAAAUUUUUUUUCAAACUUCGCGAACAGACCUGUCUCUGUUGUUUUUGCCAUGUUGUAUACAAAAGAUUAUGUAGUAAGAUCUUUCGUUUUCUCACACAUUUAUAAUUUCGUCGGUGCUUGCUGUCCAUGGUUUCCCAAAUGAGAUUUGAAAGAUGUCGGAUCUCAAAAAAAUAAAAAAGUAGGAGAUAGGGUCUGUACUUUUUUAGGAGAUGCAGAUAAGAGCCUUUUUUGUUACAUGGUCCAUAAAAUAAAUGGGUUAAGUUAAAUUUGGUUGUUUUUGGCAAUUCCAUAGGGCUUUCUACUAUAUAUAUAUUUAUAUAAAUAUAUAUAUGCAGAUAAAGAGAUUCCUGCAAGGGCACCCUCGGAAUUAGUACAUUUAGCUAUAUACAAAAAUGGGAUUAUGUCAAAAUUUAAGUACAAACGGCACAUGUCUCUCCCCUUCAGUCCCCUUCUGUUCAUGACCCAAGCUCAGACAGCUUCAAUGCUGGUGGGAAGAUGAAAUGACUUUUUGAGAACCAAUCAAAUUUGGAUGCUAGGAUGAUGACAUUGACAAUGAAGACGGUUGUAGAAGACAACACCGGUGACACCUUUCGGGAGCGUGCUGAAUCUUACUAUCAGAAACGGCCUCAGCUAAUUGCCCUACUCCAAGACCUCUACAAUGGCUACAUCACCUUAUCUGAUCGUUACAUUCAAACAUUGGCCAAAUCUCAUCGAAGUAAUUCGUCCCGAAUCUCAGCUGUGGAUUUUGAUAAGUCUGAUCUUGAAGAAGAAGAUGGCAUGACCAACGUGUUUGAUUCGGAUGCCGAGAGCUCCCUGUCUUACCAACAACCUCCUCAGAUAAUGCUUGAUGGAUAUGGCACAUCGGUAGGUGAUGCCAUUGUUGCAGAUCUCGUGAUCAAGAACGUUGAGUAUGACAUAUUACAGCAUGAGAUGGGCGUUAUAGAGCAGCGCAGUAGUGAGUCCUCAAGGAAGAUAGAUUUGCAGAAGAGCUUGCUUGAAGUGCUAGAGUCAGAGAGGCUAAUACUACUGAAUGAGAAUGCAAGGUUACGGUAUAGGGUGCAUGCAUUGGUGGAUGAGAACAAAGGGUUGGCGUCAGAAUCUACACUCAUGAAGAGGAAGGCUAGCGAGUUGGCAAGAUGUGUGCUGAAGAUGAGGGAAGGUCAUAGGGUUUUCAUGCUCAAUCGUAGAAUAGAGGAUCUUCAGGCACAGAUUUAUGGGUUGGAGAAGAGGAACAAGGAGUACUAUGAGCAGCUUGUACAGAGAGACCAACGUGUUAAAGAAUGCACAGGAAAAAAGAAUGUUGUUGAGGAUGAUGUCGUGGAUGAUUGCUCUAAAAGGGAGAAGCAGCCCAAUCUGAGAUUGAAGAAGGGUAGUAUCCGUGGGAAGAAAGGUCAUGGAUGGUGGAAAAGGUUCAAGAACAUGGACUUGUUUUUUUGUGGGCUCGACUUAAGUUGUACUUGACAAUGUGUAUUUGGGUCAAACUAUUACAUGGUGUUAUGAUAUAGCGUAGCAUCCCCUGGAACUUUCUUUUUUAUUAGGUUUUUCUGGAACAUUUGAUAGUCAAUCUAAUCUCUCAAUAUUAAUGAUGUAUUGAUAAAA
Molecule: messenger RNA, 1717 nt
Organism: Carya illinoinensis
Lineage: Eukaryota; Viridiplantae; Streptophyta; Magnoliopsida; Fagales; Juglandaceae
Product: kinase-interacting family protein
Exons: 2
Coding region: 656-1579 (307 amino acids)
Molecular function (GO): actin binding
Source: RefSeq, a predicted model, not a curated record